AUGGCGAUGCUAAAUCUGGUCCUUUCUGCUUCUUACCUCUAUAUAUUUGGUACUAUAUUCUUUGACAUCAUUCACUAUCUUCUACACCAAUGGUCGAGAUCUCGCUGGCGAAUCCUCCGUUUUCUUUCUCGCUGUCAUCAAUACCACCACCUCUACUACCCCCGAUCCCUUCAAUUCAAUCAGCGAUAUGCCAAACCGAAUGCCUUGAUUGCUCUUCCCCUCGAGCUAAUAUGUCAAUUACUUGGAAGUAUUAUCGGCUGGAUCCUUGCUACCAUCCUGAGUUUACAUGUUAAACACCUCGAUACGAAUGCCCUCUCUCUCGUCCUCGUCGUGCAAACCAUUCGCUCUCUUUUUGUUAUUAUCAGUAACGGCCAGGACUCCAAUCAUAUCGCCCUUGACAAAGUACCGAAAGAUCAUAGCUGGGCGUUCGUGGGACCGGAGUACCACUCCUUGCACCAUAUCUACCCAGAUCGGUAUAUGGGAUCUAUGGUGAAACUGUUUGACUGGGUUGCGGGUACUGCAUACUCUCUAAAGAACAAGACGGUGGUCAUGACGGGUGGAUCGGGGGCAUUUGGACAAGCGAUGGAGAAGCAAUUACUUGCUGAAGGAGUCAAAAGCAUACACAAGCUGCAGUUCGGCAAGGACUGGAACAACGAAGACUUCUCGCGCGUUGGACCUACCCUUGAAGGGGCAGAUAUCAUCAUUCUCGCGCAUGGAACAAAGGGGUCAGAUGCCAUGGACUCGAACUGCACCUCAUCAGUCCGUUUAAUUGAGCUGUUCAUGCAACAUAUGUCUGCACAAUCUCAGAGAACCAAAGUUCUACCAGAAAUCUGGUACGUCGGCAGCGAAGCGGAACUGCAUCCGGCUUGGGGUGGACCUGAGAUGGUACGAUACACUGCGUCUAAGAGAGCAUUCUUACCCUACGCACGUGCUCUGUACAAGUCGGACAAGGUUAUAUAUCGACAUAUCGUCCCUGCAGCGUUCGAUUCUCGCAUGGGAAAGGCGAUUGUGUCAGCUGAUUGGGCUGCGCGGUGCACAAUGUCGUGGAUCCGACGGGGAGCUUAUUAUGUCCCGGUUACAUAUACGGGGCUCGCAUAUUUGAACUUUUUCAAGUUCUUAUUGGGGGUGUCAUCAGAUUUGAAAUGGAUGGAUAAGAUGGGGAAAGCCUAG
Molecule: messenger RNA, 1170 nt
Organism: Aspergillus welwitschiae
Lineage: Eukaryota; Fungi; Ascomycota; Eurotiomycetes; Eurotiales; Aspergillaceae
Exons: 1
Coding region: 1-1170 (389 amino acids)
Biological process (GO): lipid biosynthetic process
Molecular function (GO): iron ion binding; oxidoreductase activity
Source: RefSeq, a predicted model, not a curated record